Molecule: messenger RNA, 933 nt
Organism: Truncatella angustata
Lineage: Eukaryota; Fungi; Ascomycota; Sordariomycetes; Amphisphaeriales; Sporocadaceae
Exons: 6
Coding region: 1-933 (310 amino acids)
Source: RefSeq, a predicted model, not a curated record
AUGAACCUCUCAAUGGAAAAUUUCAUGGCCCGUGAUUCAAGAAUCACAGAGAAAGACUUCGAGACGAAGCAGCGGCGCAAGCUGGUGGACCAAUGGGCAUCCAUGAGCCAGGCGGACCGGGACUCGUAUCAAGGCAGGGCGCCAGACCGCGCAGAUGGUGCCUGCUGGUACCCGUACCAGCUAAAGAAUGCUGACCCGCUACAACAUAUCCGACGCGGAUUCGUCAAUCUCAUCGUCCAGCAGCCCCUUGACCCUCGAAAUCGUGCACUGUGGACGAAGUUGUGCAUUAUGUUGUAUCGCCUGGAUGCCGAGGACACCGACCACAGUUUCGGCAAGGAUCAAGUUGUCUUGGUGCAUCCCAAUCCUGCCAACAAUACCGUGAUUACGCCAGAAAACUACUAUACUCACUGUUUCGUUGAGCCGGCUGACUUCGAUCACAUGGCCAUGACGCUUCAGGGCACGGUCUUCUUCCAUAGCUUCGACAGAGGAAUGCUUUUCGCUGAUCAAGAGUCACUUGAAACCGGAAGAUUGCUUCUUUGCGAUCUCGAUAAUAACGGUCAAGUCAAGACCUCAUCUCGGAUGUGGCCCCUCUGGACCUACAUGGUUUAUUGUUAUGUUUUCGGAUUAGGGUGGUACGGCAGUCGUGUCAUCGAUGAAUAUGACUACGCCAGCGGCGACGAUGAUGCAAACGCAGCUCUCAAUAUGGAGUUGCCAAUCCUGGAACUACUUCAAGAAAAGCAAGAAUACUUCGAUAAUGAUGUAGAUGUCGAUUACUGGACGGAGGCCAUUGAGCAAUAUGCUCCGGGUUACUUGGAAAUGGAGGCAGAGGGUAAUGGGGGCCACCAUGGCCUAAGUAGGAGCUUUUUGCGAGUUAUUACAGCUUUGAUUCAAAUGACCGAAGGCGAUUCUUCGUCACAAGCUUGCUGGCGUUAG